CUGAUACUACUAAUUCAAUUACUAGUUACUAGCUACUAGCUACUAGCUACUAGCUACUUAGCGUAGUACAGUACUAGAACUAGACCCAAGAACCUCAGUCCUUCUUCCACCGUGACCCUUCAUAUUCAUUCCCCACUUCUCAAUUGACUCCCUCCUACCUCGCUCGGCGAUGAUAGCUAUCGUUCACCAUCUUCUCCAGCUUCAAUAGACAUGAAAACUCCCAUUCCCCUUCUGCUAGCAGCUGCUGGCCUUGCCGCAGCAGCACCGCCUCAACAAUCACCCUUGUCGCUCACUACUGACCCCUCGGACAUCAUCGAUGCCUCACCCUUCCUUUCGUUUCACCGCAACCUCGUCCAAAUCCCCUCGGUGUCUGGCAACGAAACCGCCGUCGGGCUCUUCAUCGCCGACUUUCUCGAAGCGCACAAUUUCACAGUGAUCAAGCAACCCGUCCCCGCCGGCAGCCAGGGAACGGACCCGACCGCCGACAAGAACCGAUUCAAUAUUUUCGCCUACCCGUCCGCCUCGCCCUCGCAGGACCGGCCCGAGAUCCUUCUCACCAGCCACAUCGACACGGUGCCUCCGUUCCUCCCCUACACCCUCCAUGACCACGACCACGGCAAUCGAUCCUCCCUGACCCUCGCCGGCCGCGGCACCGUCGACGCCAAAGCGAGCGUCGCCGCGCAGGUCUUCGCCGUCCUCGAGACCCUGAAGGAGCAACCCGAGGCCGGCCUGGGGCUUCUCUUUGUGGUCGACGAGGAGGUCGGCGGCCUGGGGAUGCGCGUCUUCUCGGAGUCGCCGCUCAACCCGACGGACCCGUCGCCCUUCCACACCGUCAUCUUUGGGGAGCCCACCGAGCUGGCGCUCGUCUCCGGCCACAAGGGCAUGCUCGAGUUCCCGCUGGUGGCGACCGGCCAGGCCGCCCACUCCGGCUACCCGUGGCUCGGCCGGAGUGCCGUCUCCGCGCUCCUGCCCGCGCUGUCCCGGCUGGAUGUGCUCGGCGAGAUCCCCGCCGAGGAAGGCGGCUUGCCCGCCAGCCCCAAAUAUGGCCGGACGACGGUGAACAUCGGUCGCGUCGAUGCGGGCGUCGCGGCCAACGUGGUCCCGGCCAAGGCGCGGGCGGAGGUCGCCAUUCGCCUGGCCGAGGGUACCCCGGACGACGCGAGGAAGAUCGUCGCGCAAGCGGUCAAGGAUGCCACCAACGGAGAUGAGAGCGUCUACUGUGAUUUCGAGGUGUACAGCGGAGGGUAUCCGCCCCAGGACUUGGAUACCGAUGUCCCGGGCUUUGAGGUGAUGACCGUCAAUUACGGCACGGAUGUGCCAAACCUAAAGGUCUCGGAGAAAGUGAAGCGAUACCUAUAUGGGCCGGGAAGCAUUCAUGUUGCGCACGGGGAUGAUGAGGCAAUCACGGUCGGGCAACUCGAAGAGGCUGUACGGGGAUAUAAGCGACUGAUUGAUGCUGCUGUUCAGCGGGGCCUCAAGUCAUAG
Molecule: messenger RNA, 1485 nt
Organism: Aspergillus aculeatus ATCC 16872
Lineage: Eukaryota; Fungi; Ascomycota; Eurotiomycetes; Eurotiales; Aspergillaceae
Product: M20 family metallopeptidase
Exons: 1
Coding region: 211-1485 (424 amino acids)
Molecular function (GO): hydrolase activity
Source: RefSeq, a predicted model, not a curated record